GUAAACCGCGCAUGUUUAGACCACACCUUAAUUUAAAAAAUGGCUGGACUGCGCACGCUCCAAACUAUCGAUGCAUCGCAACGUGCAGUCGUUGCACACGGCGCUAUUUAGUCAACAUGCAUCUCCCGACUCCAUCAGUCGCAAUUUAGAAAGAUUUUGUUUCAAGAUCUUUUUUCUGAUAUUUUUCGUGAAUAAAAUUCUAGUGACACGGUCCUCGUCUGAUAUUGUGCUCAGUUCCAGUAAGUAAUUAUUUAAAUAGCAUUUUUAUCAUACCCUCACGAUAUCCAACAAGGCAAGGGUGAACCGCGCAUGUCUUGACCACACCUUAAUUUAAAAAAUGGCUAGACUGCGCACGCUCCAAACUAUCGAUGCAUCGCAACGUGCAGUCGUUGCACACGGCGCCAUUUAGUCAACAUGCAUCUCCCGACUCCAUCAGUCGCAAAUUAGAAAGAUUACGUUUCGAGAAUUAUUUUUAGAUGUUUUUCGUGAACACAAUUCUAAUGACGCGAUCCUCGUCUGAUUUUGUGCUCAGUUCCAGUAAGUAAUUAUUUAAAUAGCAUUUUUAUCAUACUCUCGCUAUGUCCAACAGAGCAGGGUGAACCGCGCAUGUGUAGACCACACCUUAAUUUAAAAAGAAGGUUAGACUGCGCACGCUCCAAACUAUCGAUGCACCGCAGCGUGCAGUCGUUGCACACGGUGCCAUCUAGUCAUUAUGCAUCUCCCGACUCCAUCAGUCGCAAAUUAGAAAGAUUUUUUUCAAGAAUUUUUUUCUGAUAUUUUUCGUGAGUACAAUUCUAGUGACACACGGUCCUGGUCUGAUUUUGUGCUCAGUACCAAUCACUUUGAUUCCGGUCUUGAAGUUCAAUAACAUGUACAGAGCGACACCAAACUUGAGCCGACUAUUCAAUGAACCAGAGCUACAGAAGUCCUGCAUGACAUUCAUCAUCAAGGGCUCCGAACUGAAAGAGAAGCCAACUCUGUCAGACGUCCUGGAGAUACUGUGUUCGCUGCAACAAGGUACAACCCUGAGGACUGUCAGCGACCGCUUCUCCAACUCUGCUCGACCCAACUUCGACAUCAGACGACUGGUUGUCUUCGCUCAGAUCCACGGCCUCAUCAAAUGCUUAAAAAGGUAUCCAGUAUAUCUUCGAAAUCCUCCUCGGCAUAACGGUUUCAACACCCGCGUAGACCCCGUUCUCGGCAUACGCAGACUGUUCACUGGCAAACAUUGCGCCGAUGAAAUCUGCUGUCUCGCUCGCAUCGACCUCCCGACCCUCGAGCAAAUCAUUGAAGAAGACCCGAACGUCGCUAUUAUAUGGAGAUAGAGGACCCACGACCCCGUUGCAGACGAAAUUUUCCUUAGAGACAUUAACGAACACGAAAUCACAAUCCUAAAUGAGUGUCAAACACUUUCAUGCGAUCAGGCUGGACCUGGUUAACUUCGGCGCAUACUCUCUGCAAUCAAACGAACAAUACAUUACGACUUCAAUUUUAGAUUAGCAGUUUCGACAAUUCAUAAAAUAUUUAAUAGAAUAAUUGUUUGUGUUAAAAUAAUUUUUAUUUCUAACUUUUCUUAAACUUUCGAAUUUACUGACAAAAAGUUUUUAACUAGACUAAUUGAAACAAUAAUUAAACAAUCGCGAUACCUCACACGUUGUGUAUUUAAAGAAUUUUGAAAUGCUGACUACCUAUUAAUUGUUCAUUUUUAAUUAUUUUAGAUUCAAAUGUCAAUUUAAACAAGCUGAUCAAAUUACUGUAACUAUAGGACGUUAAUCUUUACGCCCCGGGGUGUAAGUGGCUAAACUGCCAACAAUCUAGCCAAAGCCAACCUCACCUGCCCGCGGUGCACCCUGCCGACCAACGAACGAGGCUCUGGCAACCUUCCCCUUCCCCUUCUGUUCUCUCUUACCCAAAUUCAACUAUUUCUUACACGUCUCUUAUUCUUCUUGACGUCUCUGAAGCGACAGUAUGCGCCGAAUGAUACUCAAUAUAUUGUCGUCUCGGGCCCAUCUUACAUUGCCGCCACGUAUGGUUGGUUACGAUUAACAAAAUAUACUAAGAUCUUAUUAUCAUAAUCAUCAAAUUAUGACUGUAUACGCACACAUUGGUAAAAUUUGAGGUCCGGGAUCAGUCCUGAGCACGAAAGUGAAAAUGUUAAUAUUAAGAAUUUUGCCCAUAUGAAAAUUCAUUGGAGCUGUUAAUUCAUGGUCAGAGGCAGUAUGCUCCAUUAGUACGAUUCAAACCUUGAAUUUUACAAAUGUUCUGGUCCUAUCUACAUUUUGGUAUGUUUUCCACUAAAGUGCUAUUUUUCACCUUCAGUACGUGUUGUGUAAAGAUGUUUCCUCGAACUUACAAAUGUAGCCUAAUUUAAUGACCAGAACCAAACCGCUCUUGUCGCUGAUGUCAACGCAGUUUUAAAUAAUUUUAAUAUUCCUGUUCUUGAUCCAAAUUUUAGUAUGGCAGGCGUAGAGAGUUAAUCAUCUUCAGCACGACACCUAUGGUAUGUCAGUUGUAUACGUUCUGAUAGACUUGGACCUCAACGCACGCCGUGGCUAUGUUUCUUUUGACCUAUCAUUUCAGAACCCCCUCUUGUUGAAUAAACAAUCAGCAGUUCGUUUGUUUUUCAUAUAUUAAGUUAAACGUAAGCUGAGUAAAGUAUGGCUGCUGAUUUGCUGAACUGAUGUGAUUGAAACAUAGAGCGACGUUCGGUGAGAAUGGACAUUUUGCGCUAAGUACUGAAUUAAGUAUAGAUUCCGCGAAGUAAAUGUAAAGAAAUUGUAAAGAAUGUAUACCAAGCACGGUUUUUACUUUGGUUGUAGGUUUUAAAUCUUCCCCUUCUUGUUUCCUCCCCUCGCCUUCUUCCUACCAUUUAUCCCUGUCUUUACAACACCUACAGAAUCAAACUUGAAGUCACAUCAUGUCUUCUACUCCUACCCAAACUUUUCAGUAGCAAGGCAACGAUACGAGAUUCGUCGCAAAUUUGUUUCUGUAAAAGCGAGGAGAACGGAACAUAUGUAUUUACCUAAAACGCACUUGUUUAGAUGUUACGAAUGUAACUGGGAGAGUGAAGAACUCUGGUAAUGUUAUCUGGAAUGUCACGAGUCUAAGCUAUUGUUUGUCUGCGUAGACUGCGAUUCACGUUUUAGAUAACAUUGAUUGGCUUGUUUUGAUCGACAACGGCGACACAUCUCGUUUCCUGGUUCUUGUAGUUGUAAGGUGUUCUGUGAACGUGCUGUAAAUUAGGUUUAAGAAUAACCAAGUAACUGGACGUGCCGUAGUACGGACUCGUUUCGAAGAUGUUAUCACAAUCAUUCUAAACUUGUCCGCACGUCGUUGGUUUGUAUCUCUAGAAGCCACUUCGUCCUCGCGACGAUUAUUGUUAUUAUAAAUUGUGAUCGGUAUACGUGCGUUCUUCUACUAAACACAUAUACCGAUCAUCCUAUAUCGGCAAUUUAAAAAUUUGCUGAUAUGGCACACAUAAAAUGUAUUUCUCUAUAGCGUAAUGCAUCAAAUGUAAGUAAAGCUUUUCCCCAGUUUGAUGAUUGAUGCGAUCAGUCAUUGUGCUCCACGUGAGCUGCGCUAAAUAUAAAAAAUAAUUCAAAA
Bombyx mandarina (wild silkworm) is the source of this 3603-nucleotide messenger RNA. RefSeq names its product GATOR complex protein NPRL2. Gene Ontology annotation, biological process: positive regulation of autophagy; negative regulation of TORC1 signaling; cellular response to amino acid starvation. Gene Ontology annotation, molecular function: GTPase activator activity. NCBI's taxonomy places the organism in Eukaryota, Metazoa, Arthropoda, Insecta, Lepidoptera, Bombycidae. Gene Ontology annotation, cellular component: GATOR1 complex; vacuolar membrane. The record is from RefSeq and is a predicted model, not a curated record.